CUAAAACAUGCCUCUUCAAACCGGAUAUGGUCGCGCAACUGGGGUCAGAAGUUCUCUCUUACAGCCAUCUUGGAUAUAACGACCCAAGUCGCAACCAUGCCUGGCGAAGCCACAGAAACGGUCCCAGUUGAGCAGCCUCAGGCAGAGACUGCCACUCCUGCCCCGGCUGCCCCACAGCAGGCAGCUGCUGGUGCUGCUAAACCCAAGGGCAAAGAUCCUAAAGGUGCCACUGCACCAAAGGCUGUACCAGGCAGAAGGAAACGCUCCUCUAUGUCAGCCUCUUCUGCCUCUCCCACUUCUCCUAAAUCUACUUCUUCUACUCCUCUCUCACCUGCUCUUUCUCCCCUUGCCACGUCCCCCAGCAGUGCCUCUGCAGCACAUGGCUCUGCUCCAAAAGUGAUCAAGGCUGGCAAACAAGUCAAACCCAAAAAAGAGUUUGUGCCCACUGCAGUUGUAGGAUCUCCUGUUGAAUCUAGCGCUAAAAAAGAACUUGAGAAGAUCUCCUCCUCUCCAACUGUGAAAAGUGUCCUGCCUCCACCUGCCUUCAAGGUGACCUCCAAGCCUGCAGUGGCUGCUCCAAUCUCAUUUGCAGAUACACUGGCAACUAGUCCUCCCAAAGCAAUCGAAGAGAAGGUUCCAGCUAAAGCUGCUGAUGAUGACCUCCCUCCACUCAUUCCCCCUGUGAAGCCCCUCAAAGUCCCUGUUCUGCCUCCAGCUGUAGAAGUCCCCAAAUGCGCCACAUCUCCACCCAAGUCUGUCCCUAUUGAGGCUGUUAAAAAGACACCAAUAGUUGGAUCUGAGGCUAAACCAAUUCCAUCUGCAGCUAUUCCCAUUAACAAGGCUGCACCUGCUCCAAGAGGAGAUGCUGGCCUGGCAACAUCACCCAAACCUGCACCUGCUGAAAAACCUAUCCCAGCCCCUGUCGCCGCACCCGUCGCUGCGCCUGCCCCAGCACCCGUCGCUGCGCCUGCCCCAGCACCCGUCGCUGCCCCUGCCCCAGCACCCGUCGCUGCGCCUGCCCCAGCACCCGUCGCUGCGCCUGCCCCAGCACCCGUCGCUGCCCCUGCCCCAGCACCCGUCGCUGCCCCUGCCCCAGCACCCGUCGCUGCCCCUGCCCCAGCACCCGUCGCUGCGCCUGCCCCAGCACCCGUCGCUGCGCCUGCCCCAGCACCCGUCGCUGCGCCUGCCCCAGCACCCGUCGCUGCGCCUGCCCCAGCACCCGUCGCUGCGCCUGCCCCAGCACCCGUCGCUGCGCCUGCCCCAGCACCCGUCGCUGCGCCUGCCCCAGCACCCGUCGCUGCGCCUGCCCCAGCACCCGUCGCUGCGCCUGCCCCUGCCCCAGCACCCGUCGCUGCCCCAGCCCCUGCACCUACAAUCCCUGCCCCAGCCACUGCUCCUGUUGCUAAACCUGCCUCUGAAGAAAAACCUGCUACUGUCACUGCACCUGCCCCAGCUGAACCGGCUCCCACUGAAAAACCUGCUCCUGUCACUGCUCCGGUUGCUAAACCUACCCCUGCCACGGUUGCCCCAGCUGAAAAACCUAUUGAAGUCCCUAAACCUGCUCCGGCUAAAGCACCCGAACAGCCUCCUGUUGUAAAAGCUGCAGAGCCUAAAGCUGCCGAUGAGCUGAAACCAGUCCCUGUCAAAGCUGUGAAAACACCUAUUGAGGUGGACAAGGCUGCUGCCGUGAAGCCCAGUGUUACAGAGGCUAAACCCGCACUUGCUGCUGCGGAUCCAGCCCCUCGCAAACUGACUUUCGCUGAAGCAGUUGCUAAACCUGCCCCACUUAAGCCUGAAGUAGUCUCUGAGCCUGUCUCUGCACCCAAAGCUGCCCCUACAGCUGCUCCUGCACCAGCUAAAGCUCCUGCCAAGGUGGAGCCUGUGAUCAAGAAUGACCAGGGAUCAGGCACAGAGUCGGACAGUGAUGACUCCGUUCCUGAGCUGGAGGAGCAGGACUCUGCACAGACACAGACGCAACAGGCCCAGCUUGCGGCAGCAGCUGAAAUAGACGAGGAACCAGUCAGCAAAGCCAAACAGAGCCGCAGUGAGAAGAAGGCACGAAAGGCCAUGUCGAAGCUUGGUCUCAGACAGGUUACAGGAGUCACCAGAGUUACUAUUCGCAAGUCAAAGAACAUCUUGUUUGUCAUCACCAAACCAGAUGUUUACAAGAGUCCUGCAUCAGACACAUACAUUGUCUUCGGUGAAGCUAAGAUUGAAGAUCUCUCUCAGCAAGCCCAACUGGCUGCUGCCGAGAAAUUCAAGGUACAGGGAGAAGCAGUCUCAAAUAUCCAGGAAAACACACAGACGCCUACAGUACAGGAAGAGAGCGAGGAAGAAGAGGUUGAUGAGACUGGCGUUGAAGUUAAAGACAUUGAACUCGUCAUGUCACAAGCAAAUGUGUCGCGGGCGAAGGCUGUACGCGCCCUGAAGAACAACAACAAUGACAUUGUCAAUGCUAUUAUGGAGUUGACAAUGUAACGGGACUCCAUCAACUAAAAGUUGAAGAAAUGUUGCUGAUUAAAUUUAAGCUCGUUUAUACAAUUUAUACCCAAGAUGGAAAUAAAAUUGUGGCUUGAAAAAUC
Periophthalmus magnuspinnatus is the source of this 2582-nucleotide messenger RNA. RefSeq names its product nascent polypeptide associated complex subunit alpha (gene naca). Gene Ontology annotation, cellular component: nascent polypeptide-associated complex; cytoplasm. The transcript has 9 exons. Lineage: Eukaryota; Metazoa; Chordata; Actinopteri; Gobiiformes; Gobiidae. The coding region runs from base 97 to 2478 and encodes 793 amino acids. The record is from RefSeq and is a predicted model, not a curated record. Gene Ontology annotation, biological process: protein targeting to membrane.